This is a messenger RNA of Rhinolophus ferrumequinum (greater horseshoe bat), 4197 nucleotides long. RefSeq names its product adhesion G protein-coupled receptor E2-like. The record is from RefSeq and is a predicted model, not a curated record. The transcript has 22 exons. Gene Ontology annotation, biological process: cell surface receptor signaling pathway; adenylate cyclase-activating G protein-coupled receptor signaling pathway. Bases 34 to 2622 code for a protein of 862 amino acids. Gene Ontology annotation, molecular function: calcium ion binding; G protein-coupled receptor activity. Lineage: Eukaryota; Metazoa; Chordata; Mammalia; Chiroptera; Rhinolophidae. Gene Ontology annotation, cellular component: membrane.
CAGACCGUGGCUGGGCUUGCUGGUGUCUGCACCAUGAGAAACGGAUAUCUAAGGUUGCCAGCAGAGCUCUCUGUGCUGCUGCUGUUGCCUUUGGUUGCUGCAGCCCUGAAGGAUAGAGCUUGUAUUCGCUGGUGCCCCCCAAACCCUCCAUGUGUCAAUGCCAAUGCCUGUCUCUGCGCUCCAGGAUUCAGUGCUGCAUCUGAGAAGAUCUUCACGGGCCACUUGGAGAGUUGUGAUGACAUCCAGGAGUGUGGACCAGACUCGACAGUGUCCUGUGGGAUAUAUUUAGAUUGCCAGGACUUCAUGGAGAGCUUCUGCAGGUGCAACCCUGACUACAGACCUGUUUCUGAGGCAAUGUUCAACAUUGAUCCUAACAAACCGUGUGACAUUCCAGGACUCUUUCUUGAGUUGAUAUUGACAUUGGAGGCUGCAAAAGAAAACCUUAAAGCCUCUGUCCCUGAAGACUGUGCUUGGUGGUGCCCUCUGAACUCCACAUGUGUCAAUGCCACAGCCUGUCACUGUGCCCAGGGAUUUAGUUCUUCGUCUGGGAAGAUCACCACCAGCCCCUCCGAGAGAUGUGAUGACAUCAAUGAAUGUGAACCACCCCAGACAGUGUCCUGUGGAAAAUUCGCAGACUGCCAGAAUACGGAGGGGAGCUACUACUGCACAUGCAACCCGGGAUACACGCUUGUUUCUGGGGCAAAAAGGUUCAGAAAUGAGAGUGAGAACACGUGUCAAGCACAAUCCCCGCCCUCUUCACCCUCAUCAGUGACUGCCAGGAGGAGACCUGCCACGACCAGAGCCUCCAUGCGCUCCAACACUCCAGUUCACCAUCUGAGGACAACUAAGAGGACGAGCACCCAGAAGAAUGUUGUAUCCGGUCUGAACAGGAUGACAUGGACCCACACACACACACACAAACCUGCAAGAAUCUCCUUCUCCAGAUGGACCUCACCCCCUAGAAUCAAGAGCAAGAGGCUCUCCGGCUUCUAUGAAAGAGUCCACGAUCUGGGCAGAGACAUCGUGUCUUCCUCGGCCCAGGACACCAUCCAGGGCGUCAUACAGGUGGUGGAUGAUCUACUGGAGAGCCCCGGAGACCUGGUGACCCUGCCCCGCUCAGAGCAGCACUGUGUGGCCACCAGCCUGCUGGUUGGCCAGGAGCAGGUCCUGAGAUCGCUGAGCAAGGCCCUGCCGGGUGGGCCAUUGACCUUUAAUACAGCUGGAGGCACAGAGCUGUCCCUGAAGGUGAAGGAGCAAGGACACAGGGAUGUCACCUUGAGUGUUAAUCAGGCAAAGAUGCUGCUAAACUGGGACACAGUAGAGGAAUCUGGUGACUCAGGCCCUUCUGUCGUGGGCCUUGUCUCCACCCCGGGGAUGGGCAAGUUGCUGGCUGAGGCCCCGCUGGUCCUGGACACUGAGAAGCAGGCAGUUCUGCAGGAGACACACAAGGACUUGCGGCCGGGAGUCUCCCCCGUCCUGCUCUCAGAUGUCGUCUCAGCCUUUCUGAGCAAUAAUAACACCCAGAACCUCAGCUCCCCAGUCACCUUCAUCUUCCAACAUUCAGUGACCCCUGGACCAAGGGAGGAGGUAUUCUGUGUCUUCUGGGAACAUGGCCAGAACGGAAGUGGUUAUUGGUCGACCAAAGGCUGCUGGAUCGUGGGCACCAGAGACGCCAGCACCACUUGUCAAUGCACCCACCUCAGCAGCUUUGCCGUCCUCAUGGCCCCGUAUGAUUUGCAGGAGGAGGAUCCCGCCCUGGCUGUGAUCACCUACCUGGGGCUGAGCCUGUCUCUGCUGUGCCUCCUCCUGGCGGCCCUCACCUUCCUGCUGUGCAAAGCCAUCCAGAACACCAGCACCUCGCUCCACCUGCAGCUCUCGCUCUGCCUCUUCCUGGCCCACCUGCUCUUCCUCACGGCCAUCGACAGAACUGAGCCCAAGGUGCUGUGCGCCAUCAUCGCGGGUGCCUUACACUACCUCUACCUGGCGUCCUUCACCUGGAUGCUGCUGGAGGGCCUGCACCUCUUCCUCACUGCACGCAACCUGACGGUGGUCAACUACUCCAGCGUGAGCAGGUUCAUGAAGAAGUUCGUGUUCCCUGUGGGCUACGGAGUCCCGGCUGUGAUCGUGGCCAUUUCCGCAGCGUCCGGGCCUCACCUUUAUGGGACACCCACCCGCUGCUGGCUCCACUCAAAAACAGGAUUUAUAUGGGCUUUCCUUGGACCAGUCUGUGCCAUCUUCUCUGUCAAUCUAGCUUUCUGUUUAAUGACCCUCUGGAUUUUGAAGAGCAAACUGUCUUCCCUCAACAAUGAUGUGUCCACCUUCCAGAAUACAAGGAUGCUGACAUUUAAAGCGACAGCUCAGCUCUUCAUCUUGGGCUGCACCUGGUGUCUGGGCAUCCUGCAGGUGGGCCCAGCUGCCCGCGCCAUGGCCUACCUCUUCACCAUCAUCAACAGCCUGCAGGGCGUCUUCAUCUUCCUGGUGUACUGUGUCCUCAGCCAGCAGGUCCGGGAGCAAUACAGGAAAUGGUUGAAAGCGGUCAAGAAAACCAAAGCCGAGUCUGAGAAGUACACCCUUUCCAGCAGGGCCACAUCUGAAACCUUCAAAGAUAGUGUGGUUAAUUAAGAAGAGCUUUUGAACUAUAUCCUCUUAUCCCAUGGAAAAUCUGUGAGCCACUAAGAAAGGACAAAAAGACUCUGUUGUGUGUGUUUCAAGAAAUUCAUCAUGUCAGCAAUAUGGAAGAAGUCAUGGUGGACAUGCUUAACCCUCAAUUCCUACAAAAUCUGGAAAACUCAAAAUAUAAAAGGCCAGUGGUGGCCCAAUUCCUUGGUCACUUCAGGUUAAGUUCAUUUCUGAAGCCUUUUCUUCCUACAAAGACUAUUCCAGAUGCUAAAAGUCUAUGAGCAAAAAAAAAAACAGCCUCAAAGGAUUUUCUUAUCGACAACAGCCAGAAGAACGUGGAUGGAUGUUCACACCACAGUCUGGAUUUCUUAAUUUCUUUGUUCAGUAUUUCUAUGGGUUUAAUUGUUCACUCAUUCAAAAAUAUUAAUUACUCACCAUGUCUAAGGUAGAGAUCAAGAAAGACACAGGUCCUGUCUUCAUGGAGCUUUCAGAGGGAAAUACGAGUAAAGUAAUUUUUGCAGCGAGAGUUGACUCAGAGGCUAAACGGUCCCUAUACAAAGCUGAGCAAUUGCCGUAUAAACCAUUGCACAGACACCAUCUUUCAUCCUCACACCAAUGUGCAGAUAUUUUGUAAACUCAAAUUAUGAUUGAUAGAUAGAUAGAUAGAUAGAUAGAUAGAUAGAUAGAUAGAUAGAUUUUAGGCUUUGUGGGUCAGUAUAUUGGUGUAUUAAGGUUCUCUAGAUAAAUAUAAUUAAUCUAUUUCUACUGGUUAUGUAAUAUAAUCCUGGGAGGUUUUUUGUUUUGUUUUUUUAGCUAAGGAAAAGGGUUCACACUCAUUUAAAAUUUUUUAAAUUUUUCUUCUCAUCUCAUGUAAUGAUCCUAUUUAGUUCUAAUAAUUCUGAUUUUCGAAGGACAAUCCUGGCUUAUUCUUGCUAUACUGAAAAAAUUAUUAAUAGUGGCCGCUCUCACUCUUGAACAUGUCCUUUGGAAAUCAAAUCAUGUGGUGACCCAUCAAAUAACACGUUUUUUACUUAAAAUUAUCUUAUUUUUUUCAGAUAUUAAUGUUGGUAUAGCAGCUUUACUUUGCUAUAAUCUUUUUCCUUUUGAAUUUUUAAUAUUUCUUCACCCUUGUUUCAGGAAAUUCUCAUACAGCUGAAUUUUCGUCUGAUAUUUUCUUCCACUUAUUCUCAAAAUGUCUGUCUUUACUAGUGAGUUUAGUCCAUUUUCACUAGUGGUUACUAAUAUGUUUGGAUGUGUUUUUAGCAUCUUUUUUUCUUUUUUUUGCUCCCUGUCCUACAUUUGCUCUGUUUAUUUUUAAUUUUCCUUUGGACAUAUCAAGAGUGUGUAAGUUCCUUUUUUUAAAAGAAAGUUACACAUUCUAUUUCUGCCCUUUUAGUAGUUACCCUUCAAUGUUUUAAAACAUUGCUAUGUAAUUUACAAAGCCAAAGUUAAUCACUAUGACAACCUAUCCCCUAAACAAUACAAAGAUCUUAGAAUAUCUUAACUUGAAUCCCCUCCUGUUAUACAAGUUAUUUUUGUUCUGCAUUGUGAGUAUAUAUUUUUAUUAAAAGUUUUUAA